Messenger RNA from Solea senegalensis (Senegalese sole), 1219 nucleotides. RefSeq names its product pre-mRNA processing factor 38A (gene prpf38a). Lineage: Eukaryota; Metazoa; Chordata; Actinopteri; Pleuronectiformes; Soleidae. Bases 65 to 991 code for a protein of 308 amino acids. Gene Ontology annotation, cellular component: precatalytic spliceosome. The transcript is spliced from 10 exons. The record is from RefSeq and is a predicted model, not a curated record.
UCCGCCGGUGGGUUCGUAAGUGCUGCUGUUUGUGCUAGAAAAUAAUACAUUUAUCUUCUUUCCAAUGGCAAACAGAACCGUCAAAGAUGCUAACAGUAUCCAUGGAACGAACCCGCAGUAUCUGGUGGAGAAAAUCAUCCGAACUCGAAUCUACGAGUCUAAGUACUGGAAGGAGGAGUGUUUCGGUCUGACCGCCGAGCUGGUGGUUGACAAGGCCAUGGAGCUAAAGUAUGUUGGAGGAGUUUUUGGCGGGAACACCAAGCCCACGCCCUUCCUCUGCCUCACGCUAAAGAUGCUGCAGAUUCAGCCAGAGAAAGAUAUCAUUGUUGAGUUCAUAAAGAACGAGGAUUUCAAAUAUGUUCGUUUACUUGGGGCGAUGUACAUGAGGUUAACGGGCACCGCGGUGGAUUGUUACAAAUACCUGGAGCCUCUGUACAACGACUACAGGAAGAUCAAGAGUCAAAACAGAGAUGGAGAAUUUGAGCUGAUGCACGUGGACGAGUUUGUGGAUGAUCUUCUUCAUGCAGAGAGGAUGUGUGACAUCAUUCUUCCCCGGCUCCAGAAAAGACAAGUCUUGGAGGAGGCUGAGAUGUUGGAUACACGUAUCAGUGCUUUAGAAGAGGACCUGGAUGAAGUGGAAAGCAGUGAAGAUGAAGAUGAGGAGGAAGAGAAGCCAGAGAGACUCCAGACCCCUGAACCCCACAGACGCAGUUACCGUGACAACGACAGACCUCGUCGCUCUCCAUCACCUCGCUACAGACGAAGUCGCUCACCCAGACGGAGGAGCAGAUCUCCGAAGAGGAGGAGCCCAUCACCGAGGAGAGACCGCCACCGCAGCAAAAGCCCUCGCAGACAUCGCAGUCGGUCCAGGGACAGACGUCACCGCUCCAAAUCUCCAGGUCACCACAGAAGUCACAGACAUCGCAGCCACUCAAAGUCCCCAGAAAGGAGCUCAAAAAAGAGUCACAAGAAGAGUCGAAGAAACGAGUGACCUCCCGUCUUUGUUUUAUAUCUUUCUUUUUUUUAAUCUCCAAUUGGUCAGAGCUCCUCCCUCUGAGACUUGUAAUAAGUUCUGUAUUGUUUUAGGUUUUUUUUUCUGUCGGGUAAGAAAGUACAUAUUGGACCAGUGACACUCAGCCAUGUAAAAGUUUAAUAUGUGUGAAUAAAGAAAGUGUUCGAUGUAAACAUUUGUCUUAUAAAUAAAGAUUGUGAUUCUUAA